Molecule: messenger RNA, 6671 nt
Organism: Helianthus annuus (common sunflower)
Lineage: Eukaryota; Viridiplantae; Streptophyta; Magnoliopsida; Asterales; Asteraceae
Exons: 2
Coding region: 512-2176 (554 amino acids)
Molecular function (GO): DNA binding; zinc ion binding
Source: RefSeq, a predicted model, not a curated record
AUCGCAUGCAUGUGGCUUUUGUGAAGAUCGUUAUGGUAACCAAGAUCAUCCGAGUUACAAGCUAUGGGCCUCGGGCCGGUUUAAUGUUUAUUAGUUUUUUUGUUUAUUUAGUAAUGGGUCAAACAAUUGUUUAUGUUAUGUUUAUAUUUGGGUAGUAGGCCACAUGAACGGGUCAAACUAGUAUGUUAUGUCUAGUCCAGUAGUUAGCGGUUAACACAAGGAAUUUGGGCCGGAGUUUAUGAAACGUCACGUCCCCUUAUCAGCGAAUAACCACCGGGCGGUUAUUUUGGAACAUCACAACCGUUUGUGAAACGGUGUGACUGGGAAACGACGUGCCCAUUCAUUCCUAUAAAAGCCGGCUGCCAAACUUCCUUGUCAUUCGGUCAGUUAGUUCGUUUGUAAUCAGAACGUGGUUUACAUUCAGUUAUCAUAUUCAAAGUUCAAGUGUCAAUCAGUUUCAAUUCGGUUAGUGUGUUUUUUGCAAAUCAGUUUUUCGUUUCAAUUCAUAAUCAUGAACAUGUGUGAUUGUUGUGGGUUGUUCGUAAAUGAUUGUGUUUGUGGUCACAAGACCAUCCGUUCCGAUUGGUCCUGGGUUUCCGAUGACGAUGAUACCAACAUUGGUAUCAGAGCCAAAGGUUUAACAGGAAGCGGAAGGGAUUAUGAUCAAGGAGAAAACCGAGUUCGUGGAAACAAAGGGAAAUCGGUUAUGACCGAUUAUGGUGAAGAUGUGUUUGUUCGUAGUGGAGAGUGCGGCCGGGCGGCGGAAGCGGAUGAGUACGCGCAGGGGAAGCCAACCAUGCGGACCGGGGUAUCACCAAUGAAAAAGUUUCCAAAGAAGGUAUUCCAAAAGGGUUUCACGAAGAAGUACGGGAAGAAACCUAAUGCACCAGUGGGUAGGCCAAGAAAACCGGGGGUUCGGUGUUUCAAGUGCAAGAAGUUUGGCCACAUCGCGUCAAUUUGCCCUAGUAAGUAUAUCAUAUUAUCACCAUUACCAGUCGAGUGUGAUUAUAUUGUAAAGGAUACUUGCGGGGGUAAAUGGGAUUCAAUCUGGGUUGUGGAUCCCACGUUUAAGACGCACAUGACGGGAAACCGUAAUUUGUUCAAGUGUUUCAAGAGACACUUCGGGGUUGUAACGAAUGAAAGCAAGAAAGACGUUUCGUUUGUUCAUGGAAUUGGUGAAGUAAGAGUGCCGGUGGACGGCAAGGAUAAGACAAUCCCGUGUGUUAGUUACGCACCAAAACUUGACAGGAAUGUUCUAAGUUUGGAACAACUCCUGUUUCAAGGGAUUGAGACGGUUACUAUGGGUGAGAAGUGCGUAUUGAAGAAGAUGUUCGGUUGUCGAUCAAAGGGGUUGGACAUAUACGAAGAUAAGUCGGAAACUGAUCUGGAACAAGAUUAUCUUAACACUUUCUACGAUAAUCUUGGGGUCGAUAAUGGGUACAAGAAAGAGAAAGAAGAGUUUCAAGAGUGUCUGGGGGAUUAUUAUGAACGAGAAUUCGAGAAGUCGAAAAAUAAAAAGAAAGUGUACGAUGAACGCCCAAACGCUAGGAAGGUUGUGUACUCGAAGAAAGCAAAGAAGGCUUUAUUGAUCUACAUCGAAGGCGAGAAGGAUAAUCCACGCCAAUCAAGGCAAAUGCUUCGGGAACGGGCAAUAACUCUCUCUCAACUCGAGGAGGACGUUGUUGAAAGGGGGUUAAUCAUGGAAAGUUGCAUUGAACCAGGGGAUCUUAUCACACUACACGAAGAAAUCAAGAAGCACCCAAGAUUCUUCGACGCACCAUUCGAGGAAGUUUUAGUUUGGUUCAUCACGGACUUUCUAGGGAUUGUUUGUGAAAAAGCAAUGCCGCCGGAGUUAAUUGAUGGACGUGAUCUUAGCCUCAUACUACUACACCGCAUCGUGAAGCACAACGGUGGGUUUGAUGAAAUAAUGAAGAAAGACAUGUGGGGCGAGAUAUCGGUGAAAUAUGGCUACGAAGCGGAUGACGCUUACGAGAUGAAGGUCGCCUUCAUUUAUUAUCUAGAGUUGGUCGAAUGGUAUUUUGAUUACAUCAAGAAGGAGCGUGCAAGAGAGAAAGUUGGCAUGGCCGAAAGCUCAAGCAAUUGCGGAUGGAUCGAUGAUUCAAGCGACGAUGACAUGGUGGUCAAGAUCGAGGUCACCAACAACCGCAAGGAGUGAUCGUGAUCGAAGGGCUCGGAUGUUCUUGCUUAAGGGGGAGAAUGAAGAUCGUUAUGGUAACCAAGAUCAUCCGAGUUACAAGCUAUGGGCCUCGGGCCGGUUUAAUGUUUAUUAGUUUUUUUGUUUAUUUAGUAAUGGGUCAAACAAUUGUUUAUGUUAUGUUUAUAUUUGGGCCGUAGGCCACAUGAACGGGUCAAACUAGUAUGUUAUGUCUAGUCCAGUAGUUAGCGGUUAACACAAGGAAUUUGGGCCGGAGUUUAUGAAACGUCACGUCCCCUUAUCAGCGAAUAACCACCGGGCGGUUAUUUUGGAACAUCACAACCGUUUGUGAAACGGUGUGACUGGGAAACGGCGUGCCCAUUCAUUCCUAUAAAAGCCGGCUGCCAAACUUCCUUGUCAUUCGGUCAGUUAGUUCGUUUGUAAUCAGAACGUGGUUUACAUUCAGUUAUCAUAUUCAAAGUUCAAGUGUCAAUCAGUUUCAAUUCGGUUAGUGUGUUUUUUGCAAAUCAGUUUUUCGUUUCAAUUCAUAAUCAUGAACAUGUGUGAUUGUUGUGGGUUGUUCGUAAAUGAUUGUGUUUGUGGUCACAAGACCAUCCGUUCCGAUUGGUCCUGGGUUUCCGAUGACGAUGAUACCAACAUUUUGUCCCCAUGCCCAUGCUUUCCUUUCAUCAAAUUUCACAUCACCUUCCCCUGCUAUAAUUACCCUUUUAUCUCUUGGAUCAUAUAACUUAAAACCCAAUGUUCCAUGCUCAACACCCAAGUACACUAAAGGUCUGCUUCUAUCUUCAAGUUUACUUUUAUGACCCUUUAAUUUUAUCGCAAACCCAACACAACCAAAGACCCUUAAAUAGCAUGUGUUCGGCUUUUUUCCCUUCCACUUUUCAAAUGGUGUUGCAUCUUUUACAGCUUUAGUAAGCACCAUAUUUAAUACAUAAACAGCAUGACUCACAGCCUCCCCCCAAAACAUAUCAGGCACCUCCAUUGCUUUUAACAUUGCCCUUGUCAUACCCAUAACAAUUCUAUUCCUGCGCUCCACAACACCAUUUUGUUGUGGAGUGUAGGGUACUGUUUUUUGUCUCCUUAUUCCGUUUUCUUUGCAAAACUCAUCAAAGGCUUGAGAAUUUAACUCACCACCCCUAUCGGUUCUUAACAACUUAAUUUCAAACUCACUUUCCUUUUCAACUUGAGUUUUGAAAAACUUAAAUUUAGACAAAGCUUCAUCUUUUGAUCUAAGUAAAUAUACCCACAUAUAUCUACUAUAAUCGUCUACGAUUAACAUAAAGUAAUGGUUACCUCCUACCGAUUUCGGUGUGAUAGAGAUCAGCAUGCAAAAGUUCCAGUGGCCUUGUAGCCCUCCAAAGUGCCUUGUUUGGGAAGCUUCCUCUAGCUUGCUUAGCUAUAAGACAUCCUUCACACAACUGAUUUGGAUGAGUUAUUAUUGGCAACCCAUUCACGUGGCCCUUUUUACCCAUCUGUUCCAACAGUUGAAAGUUUGCAUGUGCAAACCUUGCAUGCCACAACCAUGCAUCUUCUUCAACUUUUGUAGCCAAACAAAUGGGUUUAGUGUGUUGUAACACUAUCUUAUACAACCGAUUCUUUGACCUUUGCACCUUCAUCACAAGUUUACCUUCCACAUCUCUAACUUUAAGAAAUUCAUUCCUCAUGGAUAUGUCAUAUCCAUCUUCCGUCAUCUGCCCUAGACUUAGGAUGUUGCUUGUUAAAGCCGGAAUGAAAUAUACUUGUGGAAUCAUUAACUGAUCUCCAUUCUUACAUUGAAAUAGUAGAGUACCUUUCCCUUUUAUUUCUACCUUUGAACCGUCUCCGAAACGUACAUGACCCGUUACAUUCGUAUUUAAUUCGGCGAAGAACUCCUUCUCCCCCGUCAUAUGAUUGCUCGCUCCAUUGUCGAGGUACCACAAGUUUUUGCUUUGAUCGCCCUGAUCUUCACACUGCAAAAACACCUUUUGUUCAUCCAAAGAUACAACCGUAACAGUUUGUUCUCCAACUACGGUUAACAACAAAGACGGUUCAUCGUCAUUCUCUUUCGUCAAACGCGCCUCUUGUUCUUGUUUCUUCCCAGCUUUGCACUCCGAUGCGUAAUGACCCAUUUGUUGACACUCAAAACAUCUUACUUGGCUCUUGUCUCGCGGCUUUCUCGUUUGAUUGUUAGCCUCUUGUGAAGACUUAUUCCAGCUUUUCUCGCCUCUUCCACGACCACCACGACCACCUCUGGAUCCAUAUCUUCCACCUCGUGUAUUUGAACCUCCACGAUUUUGAUUCCACCUGUGACCGCUUUUAAUGUUACUCGAACUUUCUGUUUUGGCGAACAUCAACGUACUAUCGCCAUUUGAAGCAUUCCCUUGUCGCAGCUUCAGUCUGUCUUCAAAGGCCUUCAACCUAGCGAUGGCCUCUUCGAACGGCAUGUUUUCGAUGUCCGAGUAUUGCUCCAUCGAAGCUACCAAGUGUAUGUAGCGAUCCGUCACGGUGUCUAGGAACUUACGAACAACUUCCUCAUCCUUCAAAAUGGCUCCCACGCUACUAUAUUUCGAUAUCAUCGCCGACAAUUUACCCGCAUAUUCAUCUAUGGACUCCCCGUCCUUCAUCCGGAGUGACUCGAACUCGCUCUUCAACGUGUGUAGCCUUGCCUUCUGCACCCUUUCUGCUCCCACGAAUCUCGUUUUCAAUGACUCCCAUACCUCCUUUGCGGUUUUCUUCUUUGCAACCUGCAUCAAGAUCUCUUCGGGUAUGGCCUGAAAGAUGAACGCAUGCGCCGUCUUGCUCUUUUUCUCGUCUACAACCACACCGGUUGCAGGUUCUAUGGAUUCCCAAAGCCCUUGGGCAUCCGGUACGGCUUCCAUCUUAAUCGCCCAGGUCAUGUAAUUAGUUGCAGUGAGUACCGGGCAUUGAAACGGGAAUGGGUUCUCUUUUGGGGCUGGGUUUGAGGUGUUCGCAACUGUGCCUGUCAUAUCUUGUAGUCGGAGUAUUUUUGGCAUGAACCAGGAUCAAAAAAAACGUGGAGCUCUGAUACCAAAUGUUGGUAUCAAAGAGGUAAAAACAAGCUGAGAAAAAGAACAGUGAACAAAACAAACAUGAAGAACCGAAAGCUUUUAUUAAUAAACAGUUGGCGCAGAUUACAAGAGAGAAUGAUAUUGUUUUUUCGACUGAUUCUACUCUGCACAUUCUUGCCUUAUUUAUACUAAAAAACAAAAUAGAAUAUUCGUUGAAAUAUGCGGUUCCUUCCUUCAGAAUCUGAACAGAAUGCAACGUUCAGAAUAUGACUUUUUCACCCAGCAUCAACGUCUCUUUCCUUGUAUCUCGGUCAACACUAACCAACACAUUUCUCAAUUAAUCCAAAUUAACUUCGUUUCUAAGGAAUAGCUUGGUGGUAAAGUAUAGUAUUCCUCAAACAAAUGGUUGUGGGUUCAAAUCCUGCAACAGGCAGGUUUGAUGUAAAUUUAGCCGUUAAAAAAAAUCAAAAGUAACUUCCUCAGUAGUAGUAGUAGUAGUAGUAGUCGUUGCAGGAUGGAGGUUGUGGCGGUGGGGCGGCGUUCGAGCGAUGAUAGCAAGUGGUGACCAAGUCUUUGUAUGGUGUUAAAAGUCUAAAGAUUACUUGUUCCCUUGAAUAAAACAUAACCAUGAGUGGUGACCAAGUCUUUUUAGUCAUUUCUUGUAAUGAGAAUUAACGUAGCAUGGCACUCACCAAAGAAGCCUUCAAGUAACACGUUAUUAAUAACGCGUAAUCAAUACAUUUAUACACCAAGUCACUAAUCCCCCUUCUUCUAUAUAUACACGUCACAUAUUUCAAUCCAAAAACACAUACAAUUAUACACAAAAUCACAUUCUUUGCAUACAAAACACACACACACAAAUAGUAGAAGAUGGGUGACUUGGGAAAGCAACCGAUCGGCACCAGAGGUGGCUGUCGUCGAAAGGCCGUUGGGCCUUCGUUUGACAAGCUUCCAGCGAGCAGGUGGAAGAUUAAGAAACGAAUUCUCAAAGAACUGAUAUUUGGAGGCCGGAAACAAACAACCGAAGGCGGAGGUGGAGGUGAAGGUGGAGGCGCCGAACUUCCACCAAGCCGGUGGAAGAUCAAGAAGCGACUACUUAAAGAUCUGUUUUGGACCAACACUAGUGUUUAGUUUAUACUAACGUGUGGAGUUGGAGAAGGCUAUAAGGAUGUGAAAAUACUAGCAACACCAACAAGAUUGAAGUCGGGUAAAGUCGAAGGGAUCAACAGGGAGGUGCGGACGGUCUCAGGGGUGGCCAGGAGGAGAUCUAGAGUCAAGGGACUAAAGGGUUAAUAAUAAUUUCUAAUAUAUUAUUAUGGAGCUUUGUUCGUCUCGCAAGAUUAUGUUUCCUAGUUUAAAUUGUUUUUUCUUCCCCGAGUUGUUUACCUAUAUAUGGAGUUGUUAGGGUUGUUUGUUUUGAAUGCGCUUGUAAUUUCAUUUUACAUCAAUAAAAAGAGUCGAACUCGUCAAGUUCAGUUUGUGUGUUC